Messenger RNA from Trichogramma pretiosum, 1759 nucleotides. It is a transcript of the gene Mapmodulin, whose product is annotated as acidic leucine-rich nuclear phosphoprotein 32 family member A. The coding region runs from base 622 to 1395 and encodes 257 amino acids. Lineage: Eukaryota; Metazoa; Arthropoda; Insecta; Hymenoptera; Trichogrammatidae. Gene Ontology annotation, cellular component: nucleus. The transcript is spliced from 5 exons. Gene Ontology annotation, molecular function: histone binding. The record is from RefSeq and is a predicted model, not a curated record.
ACCGUCUCUGUCUCGCGCAUUGGCUCAAAGCGCGGCAUACUGUCGAGCCACGGAGCAGCGCCAGCAGCAUAGCGUCGCGUAUCCGAGCCUCCAUGCGCCUCUGCAUGUGUGCGCACGAGAUAGAGAGUUUCUCUCUCCGAGGCGCACACAUAUAUACUUACGCGCGAUACAUGCACAGAGAGGGACGUCGCGGGACACGUACACACGUAUUAUAUACCUUAGAACACACAAAUACGGCAGGCAACAGCAGCGACGAUACGGCGACGCUGUCGAGCAACACUGGCUAGCUGCUGCGCGCUUAUAGGCAAAAAGCAAGUUACCAAGCAGGCAGCAUCAGAAGCAUCGAGCUAGUAGCAGCGAUAGCAUCGGAGACUUUGGCGUGUUCCGGAGCGAGAGAACUACCACUACACCGAUUCUCACGUACACACGCGCACGGACGAGCAGUCGCAGCAGCAGCAGCAUCGCAAUAAUAUAUAAGGCAGAGUGUGAUAAAAGUUGCGGAGCGCAGCAGUGUCGUUAUACAGAGACGACGGUUGUUGUUGUUCCCUUGCACAUUGCACGUUGCAGUCGUCCGCAGCCCAAGUGAGCCAGCUCGACGCGAACACCCUGGCAGAAAUUACCAUGGAGAAGAGAAUAGAAUUGGAGAAGAGAGGCAGGAAGCCCGCCGAGAUCACAGAAUUUGUGCUUGAUAACUGCAGGAGCACCAACAUCGUCGGCUUGACCGAUGAGUUUGUCUCCUUGGAGUCACUCAGCCUCAUCAACGUCGGCCUUACCAGUCUUAAGGGCUUCCCUAAGCUGCCGAAUCUCAAAAAAUUGGAACUCAGCGAUAACAGAAUAUCCAACGGAUUGAAUCUCUUACACACGAGUCCCAAACUGACUCAUCUGAACCUCAGUGGAAAUAGGAUUAAGGAUCUCGAGACCUUACAGCCCCUCAAAGAGCUCAGCAAUUUGAGGAGCCUCGAUCUCUUCAAUAAUGAAGCCACCAACAUGGAUAACUACCGUGAAAAAGUAUUUAAUCUUAUUCCUAGUUUGAGAUAUCUAGAUGGCUACGAUGCUGAUGAUUGCGAAAUUGACAGUGAAGGUGAGGAUGAUGAAGUAAACGGUAAUAACGAAGGAGACGUUAAUGAUGAUGGUAACGACGAAUACAGCGAUGAAGUUUCAGAUGAAGAGGAAGAGGAAGACGGUGUUGGCCUUGAUGCUGUGUAUAAAGAUCUUGGUGAUGAUAGCGAUGAAAGCGACUUCGUCGCUGAAAACGAGGAAGAUGAAGAUGAAUAUGAGUAUGACGAUGACGAUGACGAUGAGCACGAAGAACGUGCACCUGCUCCAGAAGCACAACCAGGCCGGGGUAAAAAGCGAAAACAUGAGGACGGUGUAGAGUCUUCUGGAAACAAUUAGAUAUUGUAAUAGUAUGUCGGAUUAAUAUGCUACCUGCAGAGAAUUUAGGAGAUUUUUCGUAAUGUGCCGCCGAGAGAAACCGUGGGAAAUCAAAUUAUCGAUGGCUCGACCAAUAAAAAUUAUGACAAAUAUAUGUGAAUUGUGUAUGAUGUUCGGUCAGUGCAUUGACAGAGCUGCAUAGUAAAUUGUAUCAUAUGAUUAAUUAAGAAGGUAAAAACUAUGAAUACGUGCUCAAGCGCCUGGGUGAAUGUUUGAUUGGGAGAAAGAAAUGAUAGAGCGCCAGUGUUUGUAAAAAAAAAAAAGAAUUAUUAUAUACGGAAACGAAACCGAAAGUUAUCGAGACGGAACAUUAGGAAUCAAAACU